Mercurialis annua (annual mercury) is the source of this 2322-nucleotide messenger RNA. RefSeq lists its product as uncharacterized. The record is from RefSeq and is a predicted model, not a curated record. Lineage: Eukaryota; Viridiplantae; Streptophyta; Magnoliopsida; Malpighiales; Euphorbiaceae. Bases 343 to 2322 code for a protein of 659 amino acids. The transcript has 6 exons.
UUACCAGCUCCUUUUAAUAGUUUUCAGCCAGCACCACCUUCCUCCCUUCAUCCCAAGCCUACACGUGUCUAGCAAAACACACAUGUAUCGUGCUCUGUUAAUUUUCAACUUCUUCUCUUCUUUAUUGCUCUUUUUACCGUUUUUUCAAACUUAUGCUGAUUCCUCUCUUUUCUUCUUCCCUCUCGCACACGAUCUCUCAUGAUUUCAAUCGUUUAUCCUUCUUCAUUUACAGUUUUCUUUUUACUUCCUAUUUUUUAGCCAUUAUCAAUGUAGUGUGUAACGUGCAUUUAGGUUUUAGGCUCCACAUUUGCUAUUAACUGCAUUUUAUCUAUAAAUAGCAACAUGGUUUCUACAAGAUCAACUCCUACAAAAGAGAAGAAGGAUUUUGUUGUUCCUGUAAAAAUGAAGCGGAAAUUAGUAAAAAAAGCUGAAAAAGAUGUUGAAGGAAGUGGUGUUGCUUCUGCCUCUGAGAAUGUCAAAGUAAAGGGAAAAAAGGUGGAUGAAACUGGUUUGAAAAAAAGGCGUUUGGCUUUUGAUGCUGUACCUGAUCAUCAGAAAGUUCAGAAAUCCUUGCAUAUUGAAGAACCAACUCGUUUGGUUCAGAACUGGGACUACUUGUUAGAUGCGGAAGAUCGUUACACUUGUAGAGUGACUAUACCUUUAAAUUUCAAAUAUAUUGAGGACAUCAAGAAAACUCUUUCUGAUACUCAGCUGGAACUUUUCAAGAAGACAUUUCUUGGUCAUUUUUUAGACUUGUCGCCGUUGUGUAAUCAGCCUCAGCUUAUACAUUCUUUGUUGCUGCGAGAAGUGAAGCAUCCAAAUAAUAGGGAAUUGUGGUUUAAAGUUUCUGGACAUAAACUGCGGUUUAGUAUUGAUGAAUUUGCUGUGAUUACGGGGUUAAAUUGUGUUGGUGAUUUCAAUCCUGUUUCUUAUGCUCCAUUACAGAAUCAGUUGAUUGAUACCUAUUUCCCAAAUAGUGAAGUUACUCGAGAUGGAUUGGGUGUCAUAUUUCUGAACAAGGUUUUCAAGUCGGAUGAAGAUGCGGUUAAAUUGGCCGUAAUUUACUUGUUUGAGUGCUAUUUGUGCUCAAAUGAGAUUAAAUUUCAAAAUGUAAGUCGCUUUUUUAUGGAUAUGGUUGAUAGUGGGGACUAUAACUCAUAUCCUUGGGGGAUAAUGGUUUUUCGAUCUACCAUUGCUGAUAUGAAGAAGAGGUUUGCUACAAGAAGACGACUCAAGUUUUAUAGGCUUAACAGUUUCCCUUUGGCUUUGCAAAUCUGGUUCUAUGAAGUCUGCCCUUUUGCUACUAAUAAGAUAUGUUUUCCUGUUACUAAACCAAUGUUAGUUCCUCGAAUGCUAAAAUGGCUCAAGAGUCAGGACAAAUUAACAAUCAAAUAUCUGAAUGAGGCAUUUUUUGAUCAGACGCGUGAGCAGUUGAUGCUGAAGAAUAUUGUUCCUACAGCUCAAGAAAAAAUGUCUCUUGAUAUAUCUGGUUUUUUCCAAACUGGAAAGAAGAAAAUAGUUGAAGAUUUGGAUUUUUCAACUGAUGAUGACGCUAUUCUUGCUGAUUACCUCAAAUGUAAACAAGUUGAGUCUUCGAGACGAAGAAAAACAUUUAAUCUGUUGAAGAGUCGACUUAAUGGUAUCGAAUCAAGUCAACUGAAAAUAAAAUCUGAAUUUUCUUCUUUGAAGACGGAGGUGAGAGUCAUUUAUGACUGUAUGACGGUGAUUGGCGAUCAUUUUGGCUUAAGCAUGCCUAAGUUUCCUAAGUCUGUUGCUGUAAAUGAAGUUCCCAAUGAUGAUGAUAAUAUGGGGGUUUCUGAUUACAAUUUUCAAACUGGAUAUAAAGAUGAUGCUGAUAAUGGCGAGGACGGUGAUGAUGAGUAUGAGAAAAAUGAAGAAGAGAACAAAGAUGAGGAUGAGAAAAAUGAAGAAGAGGACAAAGAUGAGGCUGAGGAUAAAAAAGAUGAGGCUGAGGAUAAAAAAGAUGAGGCUGAGGAGAAAGAAGAUGAGGCUGAGAAGGACAAAAAUGAGGCUGAGAAUAAAAAAGAUGAGUCUGAGGAGAAAGAAGAUGAGGCUGAGGAGGACAAAGAGGAUGAGCAAAAAAAUGUAGAAGAUGAGAAGGAUAAUGAUAGAAAUGAUGAUGGUGGUGUUGGUGGUGGUAAUAAGAAAGAUGAUGAUGGUGGUGUUGGUGGUGGUAAUAAGAAAGAUGAUGAUGGCGGUGAUGGUAGAUCGAUGCAUGUUGAGGUCCCUGUUGAGGAUGUAAAUCAGGUUGGUUUAGAAACAGCUGCUGGGGAGGUAUGUUGUGUAUCAAUCCUGUAUUGA